This is a messenger RNA of Dinoponera quadriceps, 722 nucleotides long. RefSeq names its product protein Asterix. Lineage: Eukaryota; Metazoa; Arthropoda; Insecta; Hymenoptera; Formicidae. The transcript has 2 exons. Gene Ontology annotation, molecular function: protein folding chaperone. Gene Ontology annotation, cellular component: endoplasmic reticulum membrane. Gene Ontology annotation, biological process: protein insertion into ER membrane. The record is from RefSeq and is a predicted model, not a curated record. The coding region runs from base 176 to 508 and encodes 110 amino acids.
AUUGUAUCGACAUGGUUCAUGUAAAUGGAAAGCAUCUAUUGCGAAUAAUUCAGCACAGAGGGCUCUCCCUCCGCUGCAGCUUGGAAGAGUGAGUUGGUGUUUGUGUGUGAUAGCCCUUUAAAUUCUUUUCUAUUUUGUACAGCACGUAUCUUUUAAUUUGCACUCAUUACCAGCCAUGAAUAGCUCGACUGAUCCGCGGCGGCCCGACAAAGAAGUCCGCUACAAGCCGCCAGGCUCGAAUAAUCAGGCUCAGAUGCAGGACGACCUGACUCCGGACUACAUGAAUGUCAUAGGGAUGAUCUUCAGCAUGUGCGGCUUGAUGAUGAGGCUAAAGUGGUGCGCCUGGGUGGCGCUCUACUGCUCCUGCAUCAGCUUCGCCAAUUCGCGGGUCAGCGAGGACACCAAGCAAAUUCUCAGCUGCUUCAUGCUGUCAAUAUCAGCAGUGGUGAUGUCUUACUUGCAAAAUCCUCAUCCUAUGACGCCACCAUGGGCAAGUGCCAUGCAAUGAACGAGUGUGACUCGUGGAUGACUCACUUUGUUAAUGUUUCUCCGUGUGUGUGAAUGCAAGAAAACUUUGAACAUUUGCGAUACAGAGUGUACAAUAUAUAUAUUUGGUUAAAAGAUUAUUAUUAUUAUUUAUCUUGUACAGAAAGAUGUCUGAUAAUGAGUGAGGAGUCACUAUUUCAUUGCAGCAAUACACCAUCAUUUGUUAAGAAUGUUAA